This is a messenger RNA of Chroicocephalus ridibundus (black-headed gull), 630 nucleotides long. RefSeq names its product fibroblast growth factor 6 (gene FGF6). The transcript is spliced from 3 exons. Gene Ontology annotation, cellular component: cytoplasm. Gene Ontology annotation, molecular function: fibroblast growth factor receptor binding; growth factor activity. Gene Ontology annotation, biological process: animal organ morphogenesis; cell differentiation; positive regulation of protein phosphorylation. The record is from RefSeq and is a predicted model, not a curated record. The coding region runs from base 1 to 630 and encodes 209 amino acids. Lineage: Eukaryota; Metazoa; Chordata; Aves; Charadriiformes; Laridae.
AUGAACCGGAUGGCCACUGCACAAAGACUUCUCAUCACUAUGUCCUGCGAAGCCAGCAUUCACCGGACGUUGCCUGCUUUCGUUCUCCUGGGUUUUCUAGCUGGGAUUGCUUCAGCACAUCCAGUUGUAAGCAGAACUAAUGGCACAUUGCUGGAAAGAGGAUGGCAAUCUCUGUUGUCCAGGUCCAUUGCUGGGAUGUCAGGGGAGAAGUCAGAUGUGAACUGGGAGAGUGACUAUUUGCUAGGAAUCAAGAGGCAGCGGAGGCUUUACUGCAACGUGGGCAUCGGGUUUCACCUUCAAAUCCUCCCAGACGGAAGGAUAAGCGGAGUUCACAAUGAAAACCAAUACAGUCUCUUUGAAAUAUCCACUGUAGAGAGAGGUGUUGUUAGCCUGUUUGGUGUGAAAAGUGCUCUCUUCAUUGCAAUGAACAACAAGGGGAAGCUAUAUGGAACAGCUGUUUUCCAAGAUGAGUGCAAAUUCAAAGAAAUCUUGCUGCCCAAUAACUACAAUGCAUACGAGUCAAAUGCCCACUGUGGUGCAUACAUAGCGCUCAGCAAACACGGAAGAGUGAAGAGAGGAAACAAGGUUUCUCCUGCGAUGACAGUGACCCACUUUUUACCAAGAAUAUGA